AAUGUGAGAAAUUGCAUUGUAUGUUCAACCUACCAUUGUGAAUUGUGAUCUUCAGUCAAAAGGAGUUAGGGGAAUUAGAGUCAUGGAAGAAAGUCUCAUAUUGAGGGAUCCUCUACUACCCCAACAACAAGAAACAGCAACACCAUCUUCUCUAAUCACUUAUCUAUAUAUUGGCCACUUUUUAGCUAGAUGGGGUGCCAGAAUGUGGGAAUUCUCUGUUGGUUUAUAUAUGAUCAAUAUCUGGCCAGAUUCAUUGCUCUAUGCAGCCAUAUAUGGUGCUGUUGAAUCUGCUUCCACUGCAGUGUUUGGUCCCUUAAUUGGAACAUGGAUUGAUAAGUUCACUUAUGUGAAGGUUUUGCGAUUGUGGUUGGUGACACAGAAUCUAUCUUUCGUUAUUGCCGGGGUCACUGUUGUUAACUUACUUAUCUACUCAUCUUUGAAGUUCACUAAUUUCUCAGCUUUCAUAUUGCUGGUGAUGGUAACCAAUAUCUGCGGCGGCAUUGGAGUACUUUCAACUCUUGCUGGCACCAUCUUGAUUGAAAGAGAAUGGUUGUUAGUUAUAUCCGAAGGUCAACCCCCGGAAUUGCUGACAAAGAUGAACUCGGUUACCAGACGCAUUGAUCUAUGCUGCAAGCUUCUUGCUCCUGUUAUAACUGGCUUCAUAAUAAGCUUUGUAUCCCUUAAAGCAUCUGCUAUAACUUUAGCACUCUGGAAUACAGUUUCUGUUUGGGUAGAGUAUUGGCUUUUUACUUCUGUGUAUAAUGGGAUUCUAGCUUUGGGCCAAAGUAGCCAGAGGAGGAUGACAAGGCUUACACAAAGUGAUCAAGAAAGGAACAAUUCAACUUCAGAAGGGGACAGCUUGGUUUCUGGUACUGGUGGUAACUCAGAAUUGACAGAAAGAGAAACAAGGAAAACAAAAUUUGAGUGGAUUUUAGAGAACCCUUAUGUUGAUGCAUGGAAAGUUUAUUUACAGCAACAAGUUGUUCUACCUGGACUAGCUCUGGCUUUGCUAUUUUUCACUGUACUCAGCUUUGGAACUUUGAUGACAGCAACCUUAGAAUGGGAAGGCAUACCUGCAUAUGUUAUUGGUAUAGCGCGAGGAAUAAGCGCUGUGAUUGGAAUAGCUGCAACAGUUGUAUAUCCUGUGCUGCAAUCUCACAUAUCAACUAUUAGAACUGGACUUUGGUCUAUAUGGUCUCAGUUGAUUUGCCUCCUCCCUUGUGUAGCUGUAAUCUGGAUAAAAAGUGGCUUUCUAUCAUCUUAUAUUUUGAUGGGAAGUGUUGCCAUAUCUCGGCUUGGACUGUGGAUGUUUGAUUUGUCUGUACUUCAACAAAUGCAGAACCUUGUUCCAGAAUCUGAUCGUUUGAUUGUUGGAGGUGUUCAGAAUUCUCUGCAGUCCUUGAUGGAUUUAUUGGCCUAUGCUAUGGGAAUCAUAAUAUCUGAUCCAAGGGACUUUUGGAAGUUGAUUUUGCUAUCAUUUCUGGCAGUUACAUUAGCUGCAUUCCUCUACUGCAUCCAUGUAUACCGCGUACGGAAGCACAUCUUUCACUUUGACAAACUAUUGAGGUUCAAUUGUUUUGCAAGUGCAUCAUAAGAUGUGAAGGCCAAUUUUUGCAUUAACUUUUGAUACCAUUUGGAGAAACAUCUACAUAGUGAAGAUCUAUGGAGUUAUAGUUUUAGGUGUGCUGGCUAAAAUUGUCUAUAGAGCAUCCUUCUUUUCUUUUCUGCAUAAGAAUAGCCCUCUCAGUAAAUAAUAACCCGGAUUCAUCACAUUAAGUUUUGAAAUAUAAAGAGCAGACUUCUUUGGGGUAA
Molecule: messenger RNA, 1812 nt
Organism: Lotus japonicus
Lineage: Eukaryota; Viridiplantae; Streptophyta; Magnoliopsida; Fabales; Fabaceae
Product: solute carrier family 40 member 1-like
Exons: 8
Coding region: 83-1594 (503 amino acids)
Biological process (GO): iron ion transmembrane transport
Cellular component (GO): membrane
Molecular function (GO): iron ion transmembrane transporter activity
Source: RefSeq, a predicted model, not a curated record